UGCACCUCUAGGAGACUCUUAAGCACUCCCUUAUUUCUUUAGUCUAAGGGAACUAUGGGAAGGUCUCCUUGCUGUGAUAGGGAUGGCGUGAAGAAGGGUCCAUGGACUCCAGAGGAGGACAACAAGCUUGUGGACUACAUUCAGAUGCAUGGCCAUGGAAACUGGAAGAAUCUCCCACAGAACGCAGGCUUGAAUCGGUGCGGGAAGAGCUGCCGCCUGCGAUGGACAAACUACCUCCGACCGGAUAUUAAGAGGGGGAAGUUCUCAGAGGAUGAAGAACGGCUCAUCAUCCAUCUCCAUUCGGUCCUUGGAAACAAGUGGUCCAUGAUAGCCACCCGGCUGCCCGGGCGAACCGAUAAUGAAAUCAAGAACUAUUGGAACACCCAUCUCAGGAAGAAGCUCCUCCUCAUGGGUAUCGACCCGGUCACCCAUAGGCCGAAAACCGGUCUCGAUCUCCUUGCAAUCCUUCCUCGUCUUCUUUCCGCUGCUAAGAACCUUGGCAACUUGACCACCCCUUUAGAUAAUGUUCUAAGGCUGCAAGCAGAUGCUGCAAACUUAGCCAGGUUCCAAAUACUGCAAAGCCUCACUCAGCUCAUGAAUACUUCUCCUCCUUUGGAUACGGACACAAGCAGUCUUAUGGCUUCAGCCUCCCUUCAGAACUACCAGUUUAGCGACCUCCUCCAAAUGAACCGCCAGCUCCAGGGACUGAUGAACGGCUCCCUCGGCCUUCCUCAGAAUCAAAUCCCAAUGACGUCAGGCCUGCCGGGUUUACAAAUCCCGCAGUUAACCAAUAGUUUUCAGGCUCACCCCGAAUCGAGCAGUAUUCUCAAGGAACAAGAAAUGGUGGCACAAUUCAAUGGUUCUUGCUCAUCCACCGAGCAUGCAAUGCUAAGUAAUGGUCAAAGCACUUGUCCGGUAUUCAAUUCCUCUGCCAUUCCAACUGCCCAUUCCACCCCUUCAUUGGUAUCAACUUCUCCAGAGCAUGCCUCUACAGCUCAAAUGCAAGAUCCAAUCAACUCAAACGCCUCAACUCCAUUUGAGGAUUGGGAAGGACUAAAUCUAGAUGGCCUGGACAAUGAUCUCAGCUGGAAAGAUAUUCUAGACCACAUAUCUUGGUCGAAUUCAUCGUAGAGCAGAGAGCUCAAUCACGAGAAGAAGGAAUUUUCUGUGCAUAGAAAGCUACACUGGCUUCAAGAAUUUGUUACACUUCCAAAAGAUUGUGAUUUAAACACAUAGAAGCUACCAAAAAAGAAACAUUAGUCAUGUACACAAAUACAAGGCUUGUGUAAAACCCCUGAUGGGAUUUUUUUCUUUCUUUCUUUCUUUGUACCGAGAUGCCAUAAAUUCUUUA
Messenger RNA from Elaeis guineensis (African oil palm), 1351 nucleotides. The record is from RefSeq and is a predicted model, not a curated record. NCBI's taxonomy places the organism in Eukaryota, Viridiplantae, Streptophyta, Magnoliopsida, Arecales, Arecaceae.